Messenger RNA from Paramecium pentaurelia, 4185 nucleotides. The record is from the annotation of a GenBank genome assembly. NCBI's taxonomy places the organism in Eukaryota, Ciliophora, Oligohymenophorea, Peniculida, Parameciidae.
AUGGGAGCUUGCUGUGCAAAAAAGGCUGACAGAGAAGCUGGAAUACAAUAAUAGAUAGAAAAAACUAUCAUUGAAUAAUAGAAACUUAGAGAAGAAGAAGAAGAAAUACAAUUCAAUUAAGGAAAUAAAGACUACUCAACUAAGAGAUCAAUUCAUGUUGUUUAAACUACUAUGUACACAAAUUAAGAGAGAUAAGAUGAUGCAAUGGUUUAGAUCAUUUAAGAAGAAGAAAAAUAACCAGAAAAACCAGUUAAGAAGACUAAGUCAAAACCUACCAAAGACGAUAUCAAUUAUUUCAAAAAAUAUGAACAUGUAGUACAUGUAAAGGCAAUAAUAGUAGAAUUAAUAAAAAAUUAAGUUAGUCAUUAUUAUUCUUUGAUGAUGAGAGUAGAUUAUAAGGAUUAUAUUGGUGAAGUAAAAAUGAAUGGGAUCUUAAUAACUUCAAGUGAAUUUCAUUAUUAUGAUAUUAUACCUGAAAAAUUUAGUGAUGCAAACUAGUACUCAAGGUUCUCAACUUUCUUCUCUAAUGAUAAUUAUUUUAAUGCAGAUAAAGAAAGUAUUAACAAUUUUAAUGCAUUUGAAAAACUCAUGCCAGUAGAAAGAAUAGUUAGAAUAAAAUAAGUAGAAAAAAGAGUACGUAGAAAAUAAACUAUAUUUGCAGAAAAGGAAUCUCCAUCUCCAGUUAAGAAUAAGGUGGAAUUCUUUGAUUCAAGAUAAUAAGAAAUGUUAGAAGUUAUAACAAUUGUAGAUAUUGAAGAAUAAGAAAGAUUCUAAUGUCUUUUAUUCCAUAUACUUGUACAAUAACAAUUCCCAGAACUUAAUUAAUAUUUAGUAUUCAUACAGAAUACUACAUUUCUUUUUGAUAGACCUCCUUAAUUUGAUGCUCCAAAUAUUUAUAGAAUUGCAUUAUUUUAUGAUAAAUUAGAUUAUUCAUUAAAAGAUUUGCAAGUAGCAUUAACUAAGGAUAAUAAAGAAUUAUCACCUCAUUUGCAUAAGAAAUUAACUCUAAAUUUACUUUAGAUAUUAUAUAAUUGUUAUUCAAAGUAUAUUUUUAGACUUAAUUUUACACUUUCUACUGUCUUUUAUUGUGCAAAGAGUAAAGGGUUUAAAUUAGAAUCUUUUGGAAGAUUAAAGAGUAUGCUUCCCUUUCAUCAUAAUCAAGAAAUGUUAUUGAAGAGUGUAGAAGAGAAAAAGAUUACAGCUUAUAGAAAGGCGUUGAAAAGAGAUUUAUUUGCACUUUGUGAUUUAAUACUCUACUUUAAGAGAAUUGGAUAAACAACAUUAAGAUCUAUAUAAGCUUAGAGAAAAAAGUUCAUAAAAAUGAUGGAUGGAGGAAAUGAUAAGGAUGAUUAAGAACAAAAUGAUAAUUAUCUUCAUAUGGCUGAGGAACGUUUUAGUCAUAAUUCUGAUAAGUAUUUAUUUGAAUUUGUUAAAAUGGUUCUAUUUACAACUAAAGUUGAUUCAGCAGAAACUAUCUUACAAAAUCUUUAAUCAAUUAUUGAAUCUUUAUAAAAGUAAAUAUCUACUUAUGAAUAUAAAUUGGAAACUUAAAAUGAUGAUGAUAAUAAAUAAUAAUAAAAUUAAAAUGAAAGUCAAAAGAAAAAUGAAUAAGUUGAAGUUAUCAAUUUAAAUGAAAUUAAUUUAAGUUAAUCUGAUAUAUCUAAUGAAGAAAAUACUAAUGAUAAUUAUUUAUUAUCUUUUGAAAUAGAUUUUUAAAAUUUAUACCAUAAUUUAGCAAAGAAUAAAGAUAAAUUAAGUGAAAAUGAAUCUAUCUAUAAAGAUAUACUCUAUCAAUCUCUCUUUUAUCAAAAUGAAUAAUACUAUUAUCAAUUAAAUAAUACAUUAAAUUUUUAAAGUCUAUCUAAAUUACAAUAAGCAUAGAUUAUUAUUUUAAAUGCUUUUAGUACAAUCAAGACAAUGAAAGAUGAUUCAUGGGAAGUCAAAUCUUAAGAAUUAUCAUAAUGUAUAGAAAAAGCAAUACUUAUAGUGAAUAGUAUUAAUGAAGAUAGUUAUGAUAACUUUCAUAUUUCUAUCUUAUUUCAAAUUUUAUCAAUAUCUCAAAGAAAACCUUUAGUUAUAUUGAAUUAAUUAUAAAGAUGUAUGACAAGAUAACUUGAAUUGAAAUAGAAAUUGAAUAAUAGAUUAAGAGGCAAAAAUUCAGCCAAAGGAUUAAUUGAAUAAAAGAAGUAUGUCAUGGUAUAAACAAUGUAUGCUCAAUCCUAUUUAAAUUCUAAUCAUUAUUUUGAGGCAAUUACAAAAAUCUAAAAAGUAGUAGGUUUUCAAUUGAAGAAUUUUCAUACUGCUUCUCUAUUAUAUGGAUAUUCAUUAAUGAUAAGUGGAGAGAUUGCUAGAUUGAGUUCUUAACCUAUUUCUGCUAUGCUUAAUUUAGAAAUGAGUUUAACCAUUUACAAUUAAUACUUUCCAGAAUCUAUUAUAUAAUAAACUCCAUAAGAUGAAUAUAUUUAAUAAUAGAAAUAAAAAAAGGAAGCUGAUUAAUAAUGUAUUUAAUAAGAAAUUCCAUAAUAUUUAAAAGAAAGAAAAUUUGAAAAUCUAUCUACAAGUAAUUUGGCUAAAGUAGAAUUUCUACUUGGAAUGAGUUAUUUUGAUUCUCAUGAUUAAGAUAAUGCUUUGAAAAGUUUGAGAAGAGCAUAGAAAUUAAUGAUGAGAUCAUAUGGUAUAUUUGCAGAUGAAGUUAUUGCAUUAGUUUUAUAUCAACUCAAUAUUUAUGUAUUGCAAGAUGAUGUUGGUGCUGUCAUGAAAAUUGCAAUGAAAUAUUCAUCUGAAAUGAAUAAAUAAUACAAAUUAGGUAAAUAAUUUAGAAGAAAAUGUAUUGCUAAAUUAUAAUUUAUUAUUGGAUGUAUAUUUCAAUUUUGUGGAUCCUAUUUAAGUGCUUUAAGAUUUAUAGAAAGAUCAAAUAGAACUUUAUCUAAUGCAAAACUCAAUAAUUUUAUCAUCUAAUCACAUUAUUAAGCAAAAAAAAUGAAUAUUAUUGAAUAAGUAAAAAGAGCCUUUCAUAAAAUUAAAAGUAAAUAAUAAUUAAGAGGAUAAUUGGAUUUGAAUUAAUUUUAAAGUCUAAAUGAAGUAUUGGGUUCAUCAUUUUAAAAUUAAUUCUUUUGUUAACCUACUAAAUAUCAUGCAUCUAUUCUCUUUAAAAAAUAUAGCAAAUAUAUCUUAUAAGUUUAAGGUUUGAUUAGGAUAGGUGAGAAUGAUAAAGCCAUUCAUUAAAUAGAAGAAUUAUUAAAACAAGCAUCAAAAAUGAAAAAGGAUGAAUUAUAUGCUUAUAUGAAGGAUAAGUUAGUUUUAAUAACAAUAGAAUCUACUUAAACAAAAGAUUAAAUUUUAAAUGUUUAGAGAUUAAUAGAAAUUCAUGAUAGAUAUUUACAAUUUCCAUUUAAAUAAAUUUAUAAAUUAAGAUCUUAUAUCAUUUUGAUAAGCUUAUAUGCAAUGAUGAAGGAUCUUAAAAAAUUUAAUGAAACUUAAUCUUAAAUUGAUGAUUUCAUUUUAGAUAUUUAUUAAAUAUUUAAUUGGUAAGUAGCAGCACCUAUUGAUAAUACUGUUAAUUAAGGUAAAUUUGAAAGAUUAAAGAAUAGAAAUAAAGUAAAAAUAUUGUUUUAAAUUUAAUAAAUAAUGGAUUUAAUAUAAUAUUUUUAUACUAUAAGAAAGAAAUUAUUUGAUGCAUUUGAUAAUUAAUAAUAAUUAAAAGAUAUUGGAAUUUAAGUUCUUAAACGAUUAACUGGAUAAACAAAACCUAUUUUUUAAAAAUAUUUUGAUAAGAAAUAAGAAUGUUUAUAUGGUAUAUAAUCCAAAGUUAAAAUUAAAAAUAUAGAAAAAGAAAUUGAUAUCUAAAAAUUAAAUGAAAAUCAAUAAUAAACUAAGAUUGAAGUUCAUUUAUAGCCUGAAUAAGUUGAUGAUUAAUAAAAUCAUAAAUUAGUAUUUGAUUUAAGAAGUUAUGAAGAGAUUGUGUAAUCUCGAAAUAAUAAGAGAAAAUCAUCUCGUCAUUAAAAACAAUAAUCUUAAGAAGUAUAAAUAGAAAAAAAAGAAAUAUCUGAAAUUAAAGAAAUCAAAGAAUCAAAACAUAAAAGAAAUGUUACUGAAAUUACAGCAGCAACAUUAAAUAAAAAUAAAAAGAAAUAGGCUUAUAAAUUAAACCCCUUUGAAACCACAACUAAAAAUUCUAAGAGAUGA